AUGAAUGAGAGUGAAAAGGUUAAACGUGUGGAUGACUUAAACAGAUUAUUAAUCCAGCUGAUAAAUAAUAUGAGAGAAGUAUCUGAUGGUUUGUACAGGCACACAUAUGAUAUAGACACAGAAUUGCCUCAAAUAAACAAAACAGUCAUUAGCACCAUAGAAAAGACAGUGAACAGCUUAAAGGAAGACUUAUUCGUAUCAGAAGAAGUUGUCUCAUAUUUAGAGACAAAAGACGGGGAUGCGAAUGUAUUAUUAGAAUACUUAGAUGAUAAAGAACAUGAAAUAAUGAAGCUAAAGAACAAAGCACAGGGAAAGUCCAAGUACUUUAAAAUGCUUUAUAAUGGAAUAAUGAAAUAAUAUUUAAAAAUGAAAUAAUUAAAUGUUCUCUAAGCUAUUCUUGGUGUUAGA
This is a messenger RNA of Nematocida parisii ERTm1, 408 nucleotides long. RefSeq lists its product as uncharacterized. NCBI's taxonomy places the organism in Eukaryota, Fungi, Microsporidia. The record is from RefSeq and is a predicted model, not a curated record. Bases 1 to 357 code for a protein of 118 amino acids. The transcript has a single exon.